GAAGGUUUUUGGGUCGAAUCCCGGCCCUGCCGCGCCCUGUGUUUCAUCAAGGUGUACUAAGAACACCGGCAGCUAAAUAAAGGUUAAUAACCCUACGAUGGACUGGCGUCCCGACCCACGGUGUACCCCUCUGAGCCACGCGCUCUGAUUGUGUGAUAGGCUCCGGAGCGCCGCGACCCUGACGAGGAGGCGCACUUAAUGAAAAUUCAAGGCUGGGCUCAGUGUCCACCCCUUUCGUGCCUGUUCCACACCCAGAGGAAGGGUAAAAAAUGCAAGACUGAAGAGAAAGACUUCCAUUGUCUUCUUUGCAUCGACGCGAUGCUCAUGGAGCGCCCCGACUCCGAGCACCUGGGGGAUACAGCAGCAAAGAGUUUCAAAAGUAAUCCCAGCCCCACCGAGGACCCCCGGCCAAAAGGCUUUACGGCCUCCGCUCUAUUAGCGAGAAAAGGUUCUAGCCAGCACGUGGGAUUUGGCUAUCGAGAGACAGAGGAGCAGAUCUUGGGAGCCUCGGAAAACGCAGGAGAGCAGGUCGACUCGCUGUACAGAACGGCAGAGGGGGGUCAGCUGCACCUGCUUGAAGAAACUCCACUUCAGAUGUACAACGUGGCCACCCAGUGGCCCUUGGUGAGGGACACUUGCCACAAUGUUGCUCAGACCAUCAACGGCUUCUCGAUCUUACCUGCGGUGAGACCUGCCGGGUCUUGUAAUCCUAGGAGCCCCAGCACACCGGAGAAGAGUGAGACCGCCUUUGGCCGAGCUACCUCUCACAGGCUGGCAGCAGAGGCCGGGCCGCCAGCGACGGGGGAGAAGGCCGGUGCCGAGAGAAGCCAGGAAAUCACAGCAGACAUGCUUGCAGGGACUGCAGCCUCGGAGAAUGGCACUCGACCCCUUCCUUGCAGCUGGCCCCUGCACCCUGGUAGGAACUUGCUGACCACCUUCAGUGUGUGUGUCCCCAAGGGUGAAGAACCACCCUUCAGCUCUCUUGUGGGCACAGUGCCACGGGUGAUCUACCCCUUUGGAAGAUACGUCAAGCAAGAGGACCUGAGCACAGUGGCCGGUGGCAACGGCCAGAGCCAAAAAUUUUACGGUGGACUCAAAUCGAAAACCAUGAAACGACCAGAGCCACAGCUGCCUCUACUGUUUGGCACCAGGGUUGCAAUACAAGCGUCUAGUCACCGCCUACUGUGAAUACUCAUGAGUGUGUGCGCGCGUGUGUGUGUGUGUGUGUGUGUGUGCUCGUUCAGCACUAGGCUGUAUGGUCAAUGUCCAGUUCUUCAUUGACUUCUGAUUAAAGUGGGGAUUUUUUUGAAAACAUACACAAAUAUUAGUAUUACUACAGCCAUCGAAACUUGGCACAAUAGGGCACAGGGACCAGAAUAAAGGGUGCAAAUCAUUUAACAUACUAGGCAACUUCACCUUGAUUCCUUUUGCAAAUUCUGAGCUGCAUGAAUGAUACUUUUGAAACACUGAAUAAAGAUGGUGAAAUUGAACACCGCACUUCUAAAGUGGGCUUAUGAACAAGGCUUUGAACAAGCCUAGGAUGUUUUUGUAAACGUAGUCGUACUUUUCCAGAUGCGUUACUGGAAAGCCACGACAUUGGAAGAGCACAAGUUCAAGUACUGCAGCCAGCGAGUACUUAGUUCACACAUACUAUUAUUUAAAAUUAUUCCCAACUCAUAGGAAGCACAGAGCUUUCAAAAUAUUUAACGCAAGAUGAAGACAAAGAAAAGGACAGGUGAAAACAUCUACGCAUGAGCAAUUUUCAAACUGUGAUGGAUUACAUAAGGCUUCACUGCUGGGCUCACCACUCCAGAUGAGCAUUUGUGGUUGCUAAGCAACUGCAUUCCCUCUUCACAAAAGCUUACAUUUCACAUGUUUGAGGCAAGAGUGCUACAAAUAGUCAAAAUUUCCAGUGAUCCUCAAAUCAGUAACAAGUGGGACCAGAAGACCAUAAUUUGUUUUGCUUGUAACUCCAAAUUCACAUUUAUCUCCAAGUCACAAUCAGUAAAAGUUUAAUACAGGCAUGUAUCUUUUAUUUGCACAUUAGGUUCUGUAAAAACCUCAAGAUACAGCUACAAUUAAAAAAAGCUUAAAAUUAAUAUUACUGAAGAGAAUUACUUUGUCAUCUCCACAGUAACAGUACACCUUUGCCUUACAGGAACUGUGACAUCAAUCACCACAAACCCCAGCAGUUUGCCAUAAAUGAAAGUUAGGUGGUGUCACUGUCACCUUUGGGUGCGUAAAUAGUUACACCUCAUCUUCUACAAACUAAAAGAAAAUAUGUAAAUUGAGGGGGGUGACAAAAUGUUUGCAACUUCAGAGGAACCAGUGGAUCAUACAAUUUGGUGGUUAAGUACUAUGCAGUUUUAGCCAUCCCUUGAGAAGCGCCAGGAAUAGUAUGGAAGAUGCCCACACUGUUGUAAGACCUGGCAUUUUAACUUCUUACCAUUUUUCCUGAAGCCAUAAAGAAGUCAAACUUGAGAAAUUAAGUAAAUUCACCUUUAAAAUGUUUGCUAUUUUCAAUAUUUUUACCAAUAUUGUCCAAUAAAUUUUGACAAGUUUAAAAGUAGGAAAAAUCUUGUCACAAAUGUAUAGUAACCAACUACAACAACAGCUUGUCCUGAGCGGGAUCGCAGCGAGCCGGAGCCUCACCCGGCGGCGCAGGGCACGUGUUGGACGGGAUGCCAGUCCACCG
Molecule: messenger RNA, 2695 nt
Organism: Scleropages formosus (Asian bonytongue)
Lineage: Eukaryota; Metazoa; Chordata; Actinopteri; Osteoglossiformes; Osteoglossidae
Gene: c11h16orf46
Product: chromosome 11 C16orf46 homolog
Exons: 2
Coding region: 199-1188 (329 amino acids)
Source: RefSeq, a predicted model, not a curated record